AUGGGUAGACACGAGGAAGCACAUAAGGCGGUUUAUGGAGGUGGUCAACAUCAUAGUACAUGGACUCAUGAACUGAUUGGUGGUGCGGCAGCAUUUGAGGCCAUGCGAUUAUGGGAGGAACAACAUCCCAACGACUCCCAUCAACUAUCCAAAGAACUAUUAGCGGGAUUAGCGGGUGCUGAAGUUGAUAAAUUAUUUGAAAGUAAAAGUUUAGACUUUUUAGACCGUGAGGAAGCAAAAUUUCAUGCUACACAACAAGCUGAACAGUUAAUUAAUCAGCGGAAUGGCUAG
This is a messenger RNA of Didymodactylos carnosus, 291 nucleotides long. NCBI's taxonomy places the organism in Eukaryota, Metazoa, Rotifera, Eurotatoria, Philodinida, Philodinidae. The record is from the annotation of a GenBank genome assembly.